Messenger RNA from Penicillium salamii, 4029 nucleotides. The record is from the annotation of a GenBank genome assembly. Lineage: Eukaryota; Fungi; Ascomycota; Eurotiomycetes; Eurotiales; Aspergillaceae.
AUGGAAGCGAAGGCAUCUGAACUCUUGGCGGCCUUCAAGAACCCCAACCUGUCUGUCGACGCAAAGGUCGCAUAUCUAUCCAGCGUCAAGUCCGAUAUCAAACAAAAAAAUGUCCCAGAAGGCGCCAUUCGCUCGAUCUUUGAGACAUUACGUUUAGCCAUUAGCUCCCAACACUAUUCUGUUCUCGGCGCAGGGUUUUCCACCCUCGGUCACCUCUUAAAGCGCCUUAUCAUCCAAGACCAGCAGCAAUGGGUCGUCAGUCAUGCCCAAAACCUAUAUCCUACCCUUCUCGAACGCCUGAAUGACCAAAAAGAGCGUAUCAGAGCCCAAGCGGCCUCUAUAUUCACUGAACUGUGGCCUCUUGCUGGAAGUGAAGUGGAGUAUUACGUUCUCGAUGUUGCACUGGUAGGGAAGAACCAUAGAUCCAAGGAAAUGAGCAUGCUUUGGUUGGCAAAUAUGACGAAAAACCAUGGAUUGUUGUUCCGCCAAUAUGUCCCUUCACUCGUCGCAUGCCUAGAGGAUGCCGACAGUGCCGUCCGAGACACGGCUAAGCUGGUCGUGAUCGAUCUGUUCCGCACCGGGCCCGCAAGAGCGAAGUCUGAUUUACAGAAACAAAUGGCCAAUCGCGGAGUGAGAAAAUCCAUCGCGAACGCUGUUCUCUCUGGAAUUGGGGUGGGGUCAGUUGAGCCUGAGACUGCGCCCUCCACACGCCCAAUUUCUCGAGCUGAGCGCCCAAUCUCAGUUAUGUCGUCACGUUCGCAUGCCAUGGAACACCACGAAGAAGACAUCGAACCUGUGAGAAGUCGCCCAGCCUCAAGAGCUCACCGCGAACGACCAAUUGCCUCUUCCGCGCCUGCAGAACCACCCGUUAUUCAUCGUCCCCAUACACCAGCAGCCGAGAGGCAUGUACCCCAGCCACCACCGGCAGACGAUGAUGGUUUGGAACCUUACGAUGUUGCCUCUGCCCGGGAUAUCGAUGACCUUGUGCGCGAUAUGCUUCCGUGGUUCGACGGCAAAGAGUCUGAGGACAACUGGUCGAAACGCGAAAAGAACGUCAUCCUCUUCCGCAGAGUAACCCGAGGCAAUGCGCCACACGACUUCUCGCAGACAUUCCUCGCCGCAACCAAAACUCUUCUUGACGGCAUUUUCAAAGUUGUCAAUUCUCUUCGAACUACAAUGUCCACGAACGGAAGUUUGUUGAUUCAGGACAUUGCACGAACAUGUGGUCCCAAAAUUGAUCCAAUGGUUGAAAUUAUCAUGCAAAAUCUGAUGAAACUUUGCUCGGGUCUGAAGAAAAUCGCUGCUCAGAAUGGUAAUGCCACUGUCGAUGCGGUCAUUGGCAAUGUUUCUUUUAGCAUUCGCCUCUUGCAGCACGUCGCUUUUGCAGCACAAGACAAAAACGUCGGUGUUCGCCUGUUUGCCGCAGGCUGGUUGAAAACACUGAUCAUCCGGCAAGCUCGUCACAAAAGCACGGUUGAGCAUGGCGGGGGCCUUGAGCUCGUUGAAAAGUCCAUUCUCAAAGGACUGGGUGAUGCCAAUCCUGGUGUGCGUGAAACAUCCCGAGGUACUUUUUGGACAUUCUACGGUGUGUGGCCCGAAAGAGCCAACGCUAUAGCAGAUACGCUUGACCCAAAGUCACGCAACCUGCUAGAGAAAGAUUCAUCAAACCCCAAUGUCGUCCUGAACAGUUCAUCUGCAGCCCCCGCUAAGAGUCCUGCAAAGAGCCGAUCCGCUUUGCAAGAAGCUAUUGCCGCUCGGAAGAAGGCUCAAAUGCCAUCGCGCCCUGAGUCGGCUCAACCAGCCUUUUCCGAGGCGAGGACCCCAGCUGCAGCGCCCAAGGCGACGCGAACUGUGCCAACUGGGGCGCCCCUUUCCUCUCUCUCAUCUGCGCCCAUGAGGCCUGGCAUGAAACCCAGGAGGGCCGAAUUGAGUCGUCCUGCAACUGCAGAUCCCUAUGCUCGUCGCCCAGAGUCACGUACCCAGACUACGCGGGAAGAAACCACUUCUCCCAGGGCUGUCAGGUCGAAAACAUCAACCCCCACAUCGAGACCUCCUCCAGCCCCCCGUCAACGACUUAACGAGUCCACACAGGCAGCUACAACGAAGGGGAGACCCAAGAAGCUUGACUUGUCAAAGUCGAAGUCACACAGCGACCUUGCGGCAGCGAACCGUGCUCGUAGCGAUUCUGUUGAGAGUCACACAAACUACCCAUCAGCGAGGACUCCUCGCUACGGAAGUAACUUGAGCCCAACUGCAAGCCGCCAUUCCCCGGCACCUGUAGUAUUAGACAGUCCCCCUCUUGCUGGCUCGCAACCAAUUCUGCACUCAGCGCCGGAUGGCCCUCACGCCGAUUCCGUUCCACUUGAAGAAUCUGAGCCGGAAAUGAUGGCUAUAGAGGAGCCGCUGCGGGAGCAAUUGGAAGCACCAGUCUCUGCCGGAUCUCCAGCGGAAAUUCAUCAUGAAGCAGCUGUCACCGUGCCCCACUCGCCAGAACGCUCAGGUAUGAUCCCUGUUCCUGCCCCGGUGUCUGUUGCCAAAAACCAACCAGAGUCAAUGGUCAUCUAUGAAGAUCCUGCCACACCCACUGCAGAUGAACAUGAAGACCGGGAUUUUGCUGCCUCAGUUGGAGUGGUCACUCCAAAGACCCCUUCCAAGACCCCCUCCAAGACUCCCUCCAAAACCCCAUCCAAAAUUCCCUCCAAGACUCCUGCAAAGUCGCCUUCCAAGUCUCCCUUCAAGUCCCCCGUUCGCUUUGAGGGGAUAAAUCACGACGAAGUCGAGACAGAUAUCAUUUCUCAAGACAGUGCAACCCCCACGAUUGCAUCGGGUAGGAAGCAUAUACCGGAUUUGACCCCCAGCCAGGAAGCUUUCAUGAACCACGGAGUACAAACCCCAUCUCCUACACGCAGAACUCCACUUCAAUCAAGCGGAUCCCCCACUCGAGGUCGCGCCCCACCGACGGCUUCGAAUAUCCCCCAGGAGAUGGAUAUUACAGUCCCCCAUGAGCCCACUUUGGAUCAUGCGGGCACCGGGAGCAACAACGAGAACGCAACUCCACACGUGGCCAAGACUAUAGACUUCACUUCGGUUCCACGAUCCGCAGCCAAACCUACCGCACUUGAGGAAGUCACGGCCAACGAAAACAUACGGCGCUCCCCCGAAGCAAGGCAACAGCUGUCUGAAUCACUGUCUCAGUCAACUUUGUCCCAAUCGUCCUUGUCCCAAUCGACAAUCUCUGAGGACUCAUCCCGACGUACUCGGAAGUGGGUGGAUCGUCACCGCAGCCCCAGUCCUCGCUCAAAGGACCCUGUCAACGCAAAGGAAAUGAUUCACAAAGGUCUUGCCCGGAUCCAGUCCAAGACCAUGGAGCCGUCCGGAUACCGCAAGUUGCAGGGACUGUUCCAAUAUCACGGCGAGGACAUCGUAACUCAAAGCCAGGACUAUAGUGCUAUGUUGGAAGCUCUGCUUACCGAGCUCGAAGCGGCCCCCCAAAACCGCAAGGACCACGACGUGAAAACUCAGGUACUGGCCACCAUCCGUUCCAUGCUGCUGCGGACGCGCGAGCAUUUCUCCCCCUAUGACGCCCGAGCUAUGGCAGCUAUUAUCCGAGCUCGCCAGCACUACGAGUCCUCCUCGCACUUCGUUGUCGGCUUGGAAGAGGCAGUCGACAAACUCGUGUUCUUGACCACAGCUCAGACCGCGAUUGCAGGUGUUCUCCAAGCACUGGAACUUGGAGAGGAGCACGAAACCGACGAGACCUACCGAUCCACCAUCAUGGGGUUAAGCACUAUCCAGCAAUCGCUCGCACGUCCUGGUACCGAUAUCUCCGACGAACUUCUCGCAAAAAUUGGUGCCGUUGUCAUGCAGAAACUCGGACACCCACGUCCUGGCGUCCGAAAGAAUGCGACUGAACUCUGCACUUUCUUGAACAUUACCUUUGGAUCGGAGCGUGUACAAAAGGUCACUCAACCGCCUCGCGAGGGAUCCCUUAACCUGCUCACUUACUUCAUGGCCCGUCGGACCCAGUAA